AUGCUUGAAUGUGUUGGCGUUGCCAUGGUGCUGGUGACCCUGAUGGUGUCCAUCUACUACAAUGUGAUCAUCGCCUACAGCCUCUACUACAUGUUUACAUCCUUCCAGUCUCCUCUGCCUUGGUCCACUUGCAUGGAGUGGGCCGACAGCAACUGCAGCACCUCACCAAAAGUGACCAACUGGACUCAAGAAAACACAAUAAGAGUUCCAGUGCAGAGUCCCAGUGAGCAGUACUGGGAUCAUGUGACUCUACAGAGAUCCGCUAGUAUCGUUUGGCACUUGGCUCUCCGUUUGCUGCUCAGCUCUGUCCUCGUUGCUGCAGCGCUUGUCAAAGGCAUCAGGAAAAGUGGUGGAGUCGUGUAUUUCACCGCCACGUUUCCAUAUGUGGUGCUUGUGGUCUUGCUGAUCAGGGGGGUGACGCUGGAGGGAGCCAGAGAUGGGAUGGAGCUCUACGUCAGGUCCCGAUCCAACUUGACCAAGCUGACCGAGGCACAUGUGUGGAAAGACGCUGCGACUCGGACCUUCUACUCUUUGUCAGUUGGCUGGGGAGGAGUCAUGACUCUUGCCUCCUAUAGCAAAUUUCACAACAACGUGUUGAAGGAUGCCUUUGUUGUGACACUCACUAAUGCAGAGGUGGUCACAACCUGCCUGAUUGACUCCUUCCCUGAAACCUUCACCUCCAAACAAGCCACACUCACCAUGGCCACCAGUGGGCUUCUCUACCUGCUGGGUCUACCUUGUCUCACUCGGGCAGGAAUAUACUAGGUGACUCUCAUCGACCAGUUUGUUGCCAGUUGGGUUCUGCUCAUCUUGGCUCUCUUGGAGAUCAUGGGUGUGGUCUACAUUUAUGGUGGAAACCGUUUCAUGAUAGAUGCAGAGAUGAUGCUUGGCUACAGGAGUUCCAGCUACUGGUUUUGGUGGAGAGCGUGCUGGUUCUUCAUUAGUCCCUGUGUCAUACUGGUGAUCCUGAUCUGGUCUCUGCUGACCUUCACGCCCCCCACUUAUGGCACAGUCCACUACCCGGUUUGGGCUCUCGCUCUGGGAUGGUGCAUGGUCGCGUUCAUCUGGAAGCUGAUAAAAGUGCAGGGGAAUGCAGCGGAGCGUGUGAAGUCACUGUGCUCUCCCUCGGAAAAAUGGCAUCCUUAUCUGGACGUGCAUCGUGGUGAGCAGUACUCAGAAAUAGACUGUGGCCAGGGGAAGCAUCACAGCAAGUAG
Entelurus aequoreus (snake pipefish) is the source of this 1215-nucleotide messenger RNA. Its product is annotated as sodium- and chloride-dependent neutral and basic amino acid transporter B(0+)-like. Gene Ontology annotation, biological process: sodium ion transmembrane transport. Gene Ontology annotation, molecular function: L-proline transmembrane transporter activity. The record is from RefSeq and is a predicted model, not a curated record. Lineage: Eukaryota; Metazoa; Chordata; Actinopteri; Syngnathiformes; Syngnathidae. Gene Ontology annotation, cellular component: membrane.